AUGAAGAAAACCGAACGAAUUGCGAAUUUGGCUUUAACAGGUUUAACCUUAGCACCGCUUUUUGUGAAAGUAGAUCCGAAUUUAAAUGUUAUUUUGACUGCUUGCCUCACUGUGUUCGUGGGAUGCUACCGCUCUGUCAAACCAACUCCACCAACUGAGACAAUGUCGAAUGAACAUGCCAUGCGUUUUCCCUUUGUUGGGAGUGCGAUGUUAUUGUCUCUUUUCUUACUCUUCAAGUUUCUAUCCAAGGACUUGGUGAACACUGUAUUGACAGGCUACUUCUUUAUACUUGGGAUUGUUGCGCUUUCGGCAACAUUGUUACCAUUUAUUAAACGUUUUCUGCCGAAGCAUUGGAAUGAGGACAUCAUAGCCUGGCGUUUUCCAUAUUUCCGAUCUUUGGAGAUUGAGUUUACAAGGUCACAGGCCGUUGCUGGAAUCCCUGGGACAUUUUUUUGUGCUUGGUAUGCUUUGCGGAAGCAUUGGCUAGCAAAUAAUAUAUUGGGUCUUGCUUUCUGUAUUCAGGGAAUUGAAAUGCUUUCUCUUGGGUCUUUCAAGACUGGUGCUAUUCUCUUGGCUGGUCUAUUUGUAUAUGACAUUUUCUGGGUUUUCUUCACUCCAGUUAUGGUUAGCGUUGCAAAAUCAUUCGAUGCUCCAAUAAAGCUUUUGUUCCCCACAUCAGAUUCUGCAAGACCAUUUUCAAUGCUUGGACUUGGUGAUAUUGUUAUCCCUGGUAUUUUUGUAGCAUUGGCUUUGCGGUUUGAUGUGUCCAGAGGAAAACAGCCCCAAUAUUUCAAAAGUGCAUUUGUAGGAUACACUGUUGGCUUGGUCCUUACGAUUAUUGUCAUGAACUGGUUUCAGGCUGCACAGCCUGCUCUUUUGUAUAUUGUACCUUCUGUAAUUGGAUUCUUGGCUGCUCAUUGCUUAUGGAAUGGUGAUGUCAAACAGUUGUUGGACUUCGAUGAGUCAAAGACUGCCAAUUCACCUCAAGAGAGUAACGACAAGUCUAGCAAAAAGGUUGAAUAA
Messenger RNA from Sphenostylis stenocarpa, 1023 nucleotides. The record is from the annotation of a GenBank genome assembly. Lineage: Eukaryota; Viridiplantae; Streptophyta; Magnoliopsida; Fabales; Fabaceae.